Messenger RNA from Nicotiana tabacum (common tobacco), 1666 nucleotides. Its product is annotated as protein BIG GRAIN 1-like E. Lineage: Eukaryota; Viridiplantae; Streptophyta; Magnoliopsida; Solanales; Solanaceae. The record is from RefSeq and is a predicted model, not a curated record. Gene Ontology annotation, biological process: auxin-activated signaling pathway.
UUCACUCUAUCAGCCAUUACUCUCAAUAAUUUCCAAAGCAAACCCCUCCCUCGUGUUCCUUCUACAACAACCCUAAAACCCCUCCUGCUUUCUCUUCACAACCACACAAAUUGAUCUCUCAUUUCAACAUCCUACAUAUAUACUUACUUCUUUCUACUUUAAAUACAUUUAACUCUCCAAUCUUUUCUAUCUUCAACUUCUCAAUUUCCUUUGAUAUAUAUACCUUUUCAAGUCAUGUCCAUCACUGGAAUACAUCCUGAAACUACUGAAAAAAUGUCCAAGAAAAUUAUCCAAUGGAGAAAUAAUGAUUCAGGAGAGAUUGAUGUGUUUGAGGCAGCAAAGUAUUUCUCAGGUGCAAAUGAAGAAUAUUACAACAACAACAACAACAACAACAACAAGCAUCAAAGUUUAAGAGGUGGAAGAAUGAGUUUUGACAUGCCUAUAAUGAGAAAUUCAUCACUUCUUCCUACACAAACUACUACUUAUAUUAUGGAAAAACCAAUGAUCAAAAAUAAAGAUCAAAAGAAAUACAAGCAACCAAGUUCUCCAGGUGGUAGACUUGCUAGUUUCUUGAAUUCUCUCUUCAACCAAACAUCAUCCAAGAAAAAGAAAUCAUCAAAAUCUUCAGCACAAUCUUUGAAAGAUGAAGAUGAAAGUCCAAGUGGAAGAAGGAAAAGAAGAAGUAGUAUAAGUCAUUUUAGCUUUAGAAGCUCAAGCAUUACUACUACUACUACUAAUAGUAGUGAUUCAAAGUCCAUUUACUCUUCAUCAAAUUCUGGUUUUAGAACUCCACCUCCUUAUACUCCUACUCCUACAAAAUCAUAUAAAGAUUUUAGAAGCUUUUCAGAUCAACAACAAGUAGUAAAGUAUAAGCAAGCUGCAGCUUUACAACAAGAAGUAUGUGGUGACAAGAAAAGCACAGAUUAUUCUUGGUUGGAUGAGAAGUUAAAGUUGAGCAAAAAUAAUGGUGAAAGGUAUAUUAAGAGCACAAAUAGUGGAUUGUCAUAUGAGAAAAGCAAGACAUAUAACAAGGUUGUUGAUGUUGAUGAUGAUGAUGGUGCAGAUAGUGAUUCAAGUUCUGAUUUGUUUGAUUUACCAAAUAUUGACUUGGAUUUCUAUUCAUCAAGUGGUUUGCCAGUUUAUGAGACUACACAUAUGGAUAAUGUCAAGAGGGGUGCAACAAUUUCCAGUGGCCCAAUUUGAAGGGAAGUCUUGGCACAAAGGAAAAAAUGGCAACGAGUUGGUUACAGUUUAAGCCGUGAAAUAAAUCUCUUUCAAAGUACAAAAUCAGGCCGCGUGCAACAGACUCGAUCUGGUCCGACCUAUUCCCUAACCCUGCGCAUAGCAGGAGCUUAGCAAUCCCUUUUUUUUUUUUUUUUUUUUUGGCCUUUUAUUCAUUUCCAUCUCCUUCACAAAAUAUUCACAUUGAGCUUUUCCUCUUCUUUUUUUUGUGACUGAUGUUAGGAGCCAUGAAAAAGGAAGUCUUGAUUUUCUUUGUCAGGAUAUGGGCAUAGAUCUGCCUUUUUUUCUUUUUUUGUGCUCCUUUAGAAGUUUUUGCAAAGCUUUUUACUGUAUGUACAGUUUGGAAUGUCUUGUUUGCCUUGACUUUUAGUGCUUUACUUUGUAUAGCUAUUAUAUAUAUGAAAUGGGAAUGGACUCUGGAGUG